UCUGAUCCAGAGAAACACACAAAGAGCUGGAGCCGGCGGAGGAGGAGGAGGACGGGGAGAGUACCGGUUCUGACCCAUCCCGGAGGAGCAGCAGGAGACAUAAUUCCGCUCGACCCAAUGGACUGAGAGGACAGAUGAAUGAAGACUGCCUACACUAACGCCUAUCGAUGCCUGGCCAAGGACCUGGACGCGUACGCCAUGAACCCGGACAUGACAAUGGACGGCCUCGGCAGCCUCCACGGCGGGGUGGCCCCUGACGCGGAGCUGAUGAGCGGCGGCUCGUCGGGCCUCCGGAUCCACCAGGACCUGGCGCCGCGGCCGGCCAUGGUGUCCGGGAUGAUCCUGGAGGGCAGCGGGGAGUACCGUCCGGAGCUGUCGCUGCCGCUGCACCACGCCAUGAGCGUCCCGUGCGACGCGACGUCCCCCGGGAUGAGCGGCACCUACACCACCCUGACCCCGCUCCAGCCGCUGCCGCCCAUCUCCACCGUGUCCGACAAGUUCCACCAUCACCACCACCACCACCACCACCACCAGCGGCUGCCCGGGAACGUCAGCGGGAGCUUCACCCUGAUGCGGGACGAGCGCGGGCUGCCGGGGAUGAACAACAUCUACAGCCCGUAUAAGGACCACAUGUCCGGGAUGGGUCAGAGCCUGUCCCCGGUGCUGGGUAACGGCCUCGGCUCCAUCCACAACACCCAGCAGGGGCUCCACAACUACGGCUCCAGCUCGCACGCAACCCACGACAAGAUGCUGAACUUCGACCACCAGCACCGAGGCCUCGGUGGCCCGCCGGCCGGGAUGAUGCCGCACCUGAACGGGAUGCACCACCCGGGCCACCACCCCCACCCGCACCUCCAGUCGCCGUCGCACGGGCCGGUGUUGGCGCCUACGCGGGAGCGACCGCCCUCCUCCUCGGGGACGCAGGGGGGCGGCGGGUCGGGGCAGCUGGAGGAGAUCAACACCAAGGAGGUGGCGCAGCGGAUCACCGCGGAGCUGAAGAGGUACAGCAUCCCGCAGGCCAUCUUCGCCCAGCGGGUGCUGUGCCGCUCCCAGGGGACGCUGUCCGACCUGCUGCGGAACCCCAAGCCCUGGAGUAAACUAAAGUCCGGCCGGGAGACCUUCCGGAGGAUGUGGAAGUGGCUGCAGGAGCCCGAGUUCCAGCGGAUGUCGGCGCUCAGAUUGGCAGCAUGCAAGCGGAAGGAGCAGGACACGGGGAAGGAUCGCAACAACACACCAAAGAAGUCGCGGCUGGUCUUCACCGACCUGCAGCGGCGCACCCUGCUGGCCAUCUUCAAGGAGAACAAGCGGCCGUCCAAAGAGAUGCAGCUCACCAUCUCGCAGCAGCUGGGCCUCGAACUCACCACAGUCAGCAACUUCUUCAUGAACGCCCGCCGCCGGAGCCUGGACAAAUGGACAGACGACGGCGCCAGCCCCGGCGCCCAGUCCUCGGCGUCCAGCACUUGUACCAAAGCAUGAUAGACGACGGGGAGCCGGGAAAACGGAGAUACGGGACAAACCGGGUUCAAGGUUUCGUCCGGUUGAAGCGAAACUUAAACUUUUUACAUGAUUUUCUUUUCUUCCUUUCCUUGAGGGUACAAACAGAGAGAGGGGCUGCUCACUGCCACGACUUGUAGCCAAAUCGCCUUCUGCAAAUUUAUCCUAAACAUAAAGAAAGCUGGAGGGUCAACUCAUUAAAAACAUACAAAACCUCACUUUGGAGGGGAAAAACCUUCUAAAUCAUAGACUUCAACUGUCCACUGUUGAUGUCUCCUCUAGGCUGACACACUAGCCCAAAAACCAAAGACUAGAAGACAAUGUGUGUUUUCUAUUAUGCAAUAUAAGCUAGGAAACAACCAAACACCAAACCAAGGAAAGCUUUAUGACUGCAGAAUGUGACAGAUGCUCUGGGACAUUUUCUGUGGAAAUACUCUUCUGUUCUCGCCCUCAAAGGUCCAAUCAGGAGUUGGGUUUCAGUUCAAGCAAUAGACAGUUUGGGUCGCUGAGGGAACUUUUAUCUUCACCAAACCAAAGAUAGACGAAGGGAAAGGACGAUAGUUUUCACCUAGACGACAAUUCUUCCCCUCAGAAUCAGCGUUCAAACAUUCGACUCUUUAAAGAAGGCGGUGCCGAAAUAUGCAAGCACAAACAUUCAUCGGACGACCCAACAGCGUUUAGCUCGAGCUUCAUCAGAACCCUGAGCGCUAGGCUAGGUGGUACAAACUACAUGUGAGUGAGCACAAUGUCGAAGCACAUUUUCUUUGCAAUAGAACCGGAGCCGGCGGCCGACCCGAGUGGGCUUCGCAUCUUAGAAAACUCAGGAUGCCAUUUAUUUUCUAAACAGUGGCUGAAGUCCAUUCGGUGCGCGUCACAAACACGUGGUGAAGUCCUCACACGCACCCAGAGAUGGUUUCUGAAGUAAAACUCAACGUUAAAGAGUCGUUCCCUAAAGCGUUCCCCCGUUAACCACAGGCUAACGCUAGCUUACUCCGGCUUCACCAGUCAGUCUCAUUCAGGGAAGUGAUGGCAGCUCCUUCCACCAGAGCAGGAUGAAACGUCUGCUUCUAGUUUAUUGUGUAACGUAGAUCAAUCCUUGGUGACAUUAAGAGGCGGCCAUUUUGCUAAAGCCAAACGGAAAUUUGUCAGACAAGAUUGACCAGACUCGUAUGAAAUGAUUUCCAACUGCAGACUAGAGAUAUUUUUGUAAGAUUUUGACAGCCAUCACAAAGAAAAACAGGAUAAAACACAACCAGUACGCGCGGUACCAGCUGGACCCGCCAGAGGACGGACCGGCCAGGCAGAUCAGGGCCUUUGUAAUAGUUAAAGAGGACAAUCUAAAGACGAUGCCUGGCCAGUCCGUCCCUCCUGAGGGUCAGUGGAAACCAGAGAACGGCUCCCAAAGCCGCAAAUAAGUCAUUUAAAUGGUCGUCAGCCAUAAAUUCAGCAGAUUGGUCCGAGCGACCAUCGAUCCGAAUCGAUUGAUGUAAAUACCAACACAUCCCAAAAACCGUUUUAGACGUCCGUCCGUCCGUCCGUCCGUCCGUCCGUCCGUCCGCCAUCACCUCAUCAAUCAUCUUUCACUCAAGCUAUUAAACCAAAAAAUGAAACAAAACCAAAGCAAAGGCGUCAGUCAGCAGCCCCUGCUCCGUCCCAAAGUCCAGGCUGGAGUUUUCGGCCUGGUCAGAAGCAGCCAAAGGCUUUAAGAACAUUUUAAGAUAAAAAAUGGACACUUGAGACUUUUUCUAUUUAUUGACAAAUCGAAACCAAAGAAAACAUUUUUCUGCACCUAACUGUUCCAACAAAUGGGAAAAAAAAAAAACUUGGAUGAGAAUUAUUACCAAAAAAACAAAAGGAGAAAAAAAAAAACCAGAGUGGCGACGAUGUCAAGGAAGGAAAGUUCGACAGAAGGACGACAUCACUGGAGCAGCAAAGUAGCUUUUGUUGUGUCUGAUGGAGCAUCAGGCGACUUUGGGACUGAAAAGGGUAAAACCACACAGGAAGGAGGGAGGAAGCAGAACGCCAUCACCGGUUCUCCUUCUCUCCGGCCCGACGAAAAGGCAGAACUUUAAUGUCUCUCACGGUUGAAGAGCGUCUUUAACGUGUGCCUAUGCAGUUUUUCAAAGUAAAAAAACGGUUUAAAGAACAACAGAAACCUCAUCAGCUAACAAACCAAAGAUUCACCGUUGACCCCGGCAACAGGCUCCUCCCCCUCCAACAGGUAAACAUUCAAUAUGAGACGUUGGAUCCUUUCUGUUAUUCUUUGUUCCUGUUUGUAGCUUGUAAGCUAACGACUCGAUACGAUAAAUUUCACAUUUUAAUUUUUUGUAAAGCACUUUCAACGCUGAAACACGUCCAGUGUUUCUGUAAGAGCAUCGCAUCAAAAGUAACAUUUUUCACCACAUCGUACUUUAACUGGAAGGAUUAGUGUUUAAUAAAUCACAAUUAAUCAAAUCUCUUAUAGUUUAUGUAGCCGGAGGAGCGACGGUGGGGAGGCUUUCUGAAACGUGCGGCGCAUACCAAAGAUUUUCUGCUGUACGACCAGAAGCUCCCUGGAUCUCUGUCAGUCCUUAUUAGUCUGAUUACAGACUAAUAAUUACUACUAUUGCAAAUUGCAAUAGUUUCUAUUGCAAUUUCUCCUUUUUUUAACUUUUCAAACCGUAGAAGGAAGCAGCCAAACGCAACUUGAUGUGUUGGAUCUCAGAAACUGGACAUUAUUUGAUCAGAACCAGAAAUAAAACAAAAACCUGGAAAUUAUUUCAAGAAAAUUAUUUUCAAUUCUUAAGAUAAAACUUUUAAUCUGCUACAACUGGGUCAAAAUUCAGGUCAAAAUUCAAUAUAUUUUGUGUUUCUAACUGAAUUUCAUCCCAACACCAAUUAUGACUCGUACAUUUUUUUCCAAACAAACGGCGGCGUCCAUUAUUACAGGUGAAAUUAGUGAAAAAUGUUCUGGUCAAAACUCCAGAAUUUUCCAAAAUUCUUUUGGUUUUCUAACUGAACUGGGCUACAUCUGUACGGAAGGCAAAUAUGACCAAUAUCUGAUUUUUUUCAUAAAGGUUUGAACGGCCCAGUUUUGAUGUUUUCACCCAAAGAAAAUGUAAGUGUUGCCAUUUUCACAUGUGGUUCUGAUUUAGAUACAUGUUACAAAACACAUGAGGUCAAAAUGUCGCAUUUUAUCCAACUUUUACAUCAUCGCCGUAAAUCUGUGUUAUGAUCUGCAUCUUGUUAUGAUUUUGUGACAACGCUGUCAGUUUUCUGUAGACAUCGGCGUCCAUUAUUACCUUCUUCUUCACUUUGGGGUCAUGAACUUUUCAUACAAAAAUCAAAUUUAAUUACUAUGAACAAUCACGCAAAAAAAAUUCCAUAAAAAUAAAAAAUUCUAUUUCAGCAAAAAAAAUAAUCAGAAUUGAGCAUCAAGACUUGGUGAGUGAUCGUAGUUCAACCAGAACCGGUCGGGUCCGACAUGCUGAUGGUUGGACGGUUGAUCCAACCAAUGACCUUUGAACUAUAAGAUGAACAGUUUGUCCAUCUAUCCAACAUUUUCAUAAUUGGAUAAAUUGAUAAAAAUUAUUUAACUUGACAGGCGUUAAAGUCUGGAAUACAGAUAUUUUUCCAGACUUUUUUGCAUUUUUAUCCUCAUUUAGACGUUGAAAAUACAAAUCAGGAGCCCAGAAAAAUAGGAACACCUUCAUUUAUAGUCAUAAAUAAAUAUUUCUCCUGGUUCUGGUUUGUUUUAUCUAUACUUAUAGUCAUAAAUAAAGGUGAUGCUGCUUUCUUUGGUUGAAAAGUUAAGAAAAAUAAAAACACAAGAGUAUUUUAAUGAAUGUCUUUAGCUACAGAAAUAAGGGAGAAAUAAUUUAGACGUCCAUGAUAUUGGUGUUGUGAUCCUGUGUGAGGGGGCGGAGCCACGCUGCUGACCCAUUUAAACCACAACAACAAACAAAACCAAAAAAUAACAACAAAUCUCCAACUGCUGAGAGAAACUGCUGAAAUCUCGGUCAAAUAGCUUUAUCCUUAGUUUUCUGUCUGUGUUUUUCUGUAUGUGAAGCUUCUAGUCCAAAGAAAUCCUGCGGCCGCCUGGCCCCAACCUGUUGCUGCCCGCUGCCCGCCGGAGGGGCUCGGAUCGGGGCGCAGGCGGCGGCGGCGGCCAUGUUUUCAUGUCAUUCCCACUUGCAGUUCUGUCUAGAUGUAAUAAUAACGGCUAAAUCUGCCUAAAGCGUAAAAAAAGAAUAAAAAGAAGAUAAAGGAAAAAAAAGAGGAGGAGAGCGAGAGAUAACAGGAAGGUAAACCAAAAACUGACCCAAGAGGUUUUCACUGCUCCUUUAUUUGCCAAUUACAUUUACGACACUAUUGUACUUCCUACGUUUUUGCAAUAUGUGAUUUCUUUUUUAUGUAAUUUGUUUUUAAUUGUGAGGUAAUUUAAGCGAACAAAUUUUGUUGCCAAAUCUCCUGGGUGACGUUUAGCUUUGCCAAAGUUUACACUGUUUGUUCCUUUUCUUUCUGUUUGAUGCCAUAUUUAUUUAUGACGUGUUUUAGAACACACUAGUUUUGUACCUGAUAAUUUAAUGUAAUUUAAUUAGAUGUAAUUCUUUUUUUUGCUGACGAAUAUUUAUGGGUAUUUAAGAAUGUUAGUUGCAUCAAAGAUGCAGUGCUUAUUCCAGGCCUGUUAAUUUAUUGGUAGAUAGUUUUACUUUUCAAAGCCGAUGAAGCUUUUUGUUAUGAAUGUUUAGAUCUAAAGACAGAACAAACGUAGGAAUGUCAGAUUAGACUCAAACUUCUGAAUGUCAACACUUGCUCUCACUCUCCAGCCAGUUUAGCUUUGAUUUCUCCUCCUUCUGCUUCGUUUGAUUCUUAUUUCUUCAGAAAUGAAAACAAAAUGAGACGUAACAGCUGCUGAAUGAUGAGCACUGCAUCAGUUGUCCUUGUUUGGCUGCGACCUGCUGACCUCUGUGGAGCAGGAAGGAGUUUUUCAGAGUUCAGGUGAAAACGGACCCAGCAAAGAGAACAGGAAUCCUGAUGAACCGUGUUUACCUCCACACACACACAACCGUCAAAAACACACACUGCUUCCCUCUAAAGGCUGAACUCUGCAGAUGAAGCCAGGAUUUUUCUUUCUAAAAGACCAAAUUUAAGUAAAAUAAAAAGUUAUUUUGAACAAUAUCUGACAGAAGUGAUCAAAAGUGACUAUGAUCAAUUAUUUCCUAACAUUUUCUGCCUUUUAAUGACGUUUAUUCUUUAAUGAAAACUUCUAUGAGAAUCUCCGUCUGCACAAGGUUUUUAUUUUCAGAUCAGAAGAGGUUUUUCUCCUUCAGGGUUUUCUUUGGACUCCAGAUUAAAUCUGGAUUUUAUUUGAUUCACAUCAGGUGUGAACUCAGGAAAACUGGCUGCACCUUUUAAUGUUUUAUCUCCAGAUAGUUUAUUUGGUUAAACUGGAUAAAUGUUACAUUAGAGGUGGAAAAAGUUUGGACAUGAUCAAUCACAGUCUUGUUGUUGAAACUGGCUUCUUAAAUAAAAUCCCAAACAUUAGUUUGGAGGAGUUUGUCCAGUUGAUGUGUGGAUGGAAACACUGGUUUGUUUCCGGGUCAGAAGGAAACGGAUGGGUCCCGUAGAGCCAGCUGCUGAUUCUGUCUGUGUGUAAAAAGACGUGUUAAAGUUUCUGCAGUGAGAACCAGAAAGGUUUCCUCUCUCUGUCUCUCCAUCCGUCCUUAUUGUGUUGAUGAAACCAAAGAAAGCAAAGCUUCGUUUCGCCGUCGGCGCGGUCUGCGCUCAGCCACACGCCGCGCCGUGUCGCGCCGCGCCGCACCGCUCAGCCACACGCCGC
Xiphophorus couchianus (Monterrey platyfish) is the source of this 7315-nucleotide messenger RNA. It is a transcript of the gene onecut2, whose product is annotated as one cut homeobox 2. The record is from RefSeq and is a predicted model, not a curated record. Lineage: Eukaryota; Metazoa; Chordata; Actinopteri; Cyprinodontiformes; Poeciliidae. Gene Ontology annotation, cellular component: nucleus. Gene Ontology annotation, molecular function: DNA-binding transcription factor activity, RNA polymerase II-specific; RNA polymerase II cis-regulatory region sequence-specific DNA binding. Bases 139 to 1476 code for a protein of 445 amino acids. The transcript is spliced from 2 exons. Gene Ontology annotation, biological process: regulation of transcription by RNA polymerase II.